AUGGCCUCCAUCCUGCUCCUCCUGGCCGCCGCAGCCUCCGCCGUCCUCGCCGAUGGCCAAUACCGCUCGCGUCCGGACCUCUCCCCGCCCCAGCUGAACGUCACCGUCGAGGCCCCCGACGCCAACGGCACCGAGUACGUGUUCGUCGCGCCGUACGGAGGCUCCCUCGCGCAGCCGGGCGCCUACAUCUACCGCAAGAACGGCGACCUGAUCUGGUCCGGCAUCGGCUACUACGCGGGCUUCGUGGGCAACUUCCACCGCACCACGUACAACGAGCAGCCCGUGCUGCAGGCCUUCCAGGGGACCAUUGAUAAAACCCAUGGCGAAGGCUGGGGGUACCAGGUGCUCUUGGAUCAGAGCUACCAGCACGUCGCCACGGCCAAGGCGGCCAACCACCGCGUCCCCUCCAUCCACGAGUUCAAUGUCAUCGAUGGGAAGACCGCGUUGGUGGAGGUGUACACCCCUACGCCCUGGAACCUGUCGGCAUAUGGGGGGAACGCGUCGCAGCAGUGGAUUGGAGAUGGGUAUUUCCAGGAAUUCGACAUUGCAACCGGCGACCUGAUCUUCGAAUGGAACGCGCUCGACCACAUCGACCCCGCUGAAAGCCUGAUCACCCUCGCCUCAGCCGCGGCCGACAGCGCCCUCACCGCCUCGACAAGCUGGGACUUCAUCCACAUCAACAGCGUCGACAAAGACCGCGAGGGCAACUACCUCGUCUCGUCCCGACACCUCUCGACCAUCUUCAAAGUAAACGGCACCGACGGCCGCAUCCUCUGGCGACUCAGCUAUUCCAACCCCUCCACCUUCACUCUGCCCACCGGCUUCGCCUUCGGCUUCCAGCACCACGCCCGCUGGCACGCCCAGUCCGCAACCAAAGAGACCAUCUCCUUCUUCGACAACUCCAACGCCGGCACGGGACUAGUGUACCACAACGUCUCGCGCGCGCUCGUCGUGGAACUCGACCUCCACACCAAGACAGCGACGGUGCUGCGCGAGGCGCCCGCGCCGUACGGCAUCAGCGCGGCCUCGCAGGGCGACGCGCAGUUCCUGGCUGACGGGCGCGUCUUCGUGAACUGGGGGUCGGCGGGCGCGAUCACGGAGUUUGAUGCCGACGACGAGGUGGUGUAUCAUGCGUGGAUCGCCGAGGAGGGGAUGAGUUAUCGUGGAUUUCUGGGCAAUUGGAUGGGGACCCCCGCGGAGGAGCCGGCCAUCGUGGCGUAUCUGGAUGGCAGUGCUAAGCGGGAUGCGUUGAGGGUGUAUGUGUCCUGGAAUGGGGAUACGGAGACGGUCGGGUGGCGGUUCUAUGGGCUCGGUCUGGGGACGGGGAGGAAUGCCACGACCUCCGGGCCGGUGUUUCUGGGCCAGGUGGCGAGGAGUUCGUUUGAGACGGUGUUGGUCACGGAUCGGGUCGCGGUGGCUGCGUCCACGGGCAGGGUUUAUGCUGUCGCGGUGGGGAAGGAGGGGGGUGUUUUGGGACGGACGAGGGCGGUGCGUGUGCAGGAGUGGGUGGCCUUGGGUUGA
Aspergillus aculeatinus CBS 121060 is the source of this 1521-nucleotide messenger RNA. RefSeq names its product arylsulfotransferase family protein. The transcript is spliced from 3 exons. The record is from RefSeq and is a predicted model, not a curated record. Bases 1 to 1521 code for a protein of 506 amino acids. NCBI's taxonomy places the organism in Eukaryota, Fungi, Ascomycota, Eurotiomycetes, Eurotiales, Aspergillaceae.